Molecule: messenger RNA, 264 nt
Organism: Strongyloides ratti
Lineage: Eukaryota; Metazoa; Nematoda; Chromadorea; Rhabditida; Strongyloididae
Exons: 2
Coding region: 1-264 (87 amino acids)
Source: RefSeq, a predicted model, not a curated record
AUGAAAUAUUUCUAUUACACACUUUUGGGAUACUUAAAAAAUCUUGGAAGACGAUUUCGUAAAGUUUUAGAAUCAAAUUUUUUUACUAAAAAAUAUGACGAAUUUGGAGAAAAUAUUGAAUUUUCAUAUCAAUCUCUUGAUAGUGAACCUUUACGUAAUAUACCUUCAAGAAAUGGUGGUGGUGAUCCAAAUGCCAGAACAGUUACUAUUCAAGGUAUAACUUUUAAAGGAGGAGUAAUUGAUACUUCUUUAUUAGUAGAUUAA